Messenger RNA from Closterium sp. Naga37s-1, 4044 nucleotides. Lineage: Eukaryota; Viridiplantae; Streptophyta; Zygnematophyceae; Desmidiales; Closteriaceae. The record is from the annotation of a GenBank genome assembly.
AUGGCGUCGUCGCUUCCUCCCGCGCCAGAGUCUCUCGUCGACGAUUUGCCGCCGGUUUCUCCCACAGCGGCGAUCAAAGCGGCUGUUGUCCGCAUUACUGCGGCCGCCACUGGCGGUGCUGUGCUCGGCGGUGCUCUAGGCUUUGGGCUGGGCUUCGUGGCGCGCGAGGGCACCAAGGUAGCCAUGCGCGAGUCUGCUUUCGGCCUCAAGACUGUGGCUAUCAUGUCAGCUGUCUAUGCUGCCACGACAGCAGCUAUUGAUUACCUGAGGAAUGAUCUUCUUGACACCGUCUUCUCGCUCCCAUCAUUUUCUUACUGCGUACAACUCUCCGUUGCCCCCGCGCCCACUUUCCGCGUGCUCUCCCCGCGUCCAUUUCCGCGUGCACUCCCCACGCCCAUUCUCCGCGUGCAUUCCCCGCGUCCAUUUCCCGCGCGCAUUCCCCGUGUCCUCCCCGCGCGCUUGGCCCCCCCCCCUCCGUCCGUUCCAUCAGCGGAAGCUCUUCUCCGCGUGCGCGCGACGCUUCAGCUGUCGCAGGGGUCCGCACUGCCGUCGUGGACCGACGGGACGAGUCCGUGCGACGGCGGAUGGGAAGCGGACGUGAGAUGCGACCCGGACACCAACCAAGUCGUCCAUCUCGACAUAUCCAGCUUGCAGCUAUCGGGGCCCAUCCCAGGCGCGGACCUCGCCCAGCUCUCGUACCUCACCUACCUGGCGUUGGAUGGCAACAGAUUCUCAAGCUCUCUGCCAGCAGACCUCUCCAGGCUGUCAGCCCUGAAGCACCUGUCGCUGGAGGGCAACGCAGUGGAGGGGCCGAUCCCAGGCGAUGUGCUGCUCUCCCUCACCGCCCUCACCCUGCUCAACCUGAAGAUGAACAACUUUUCAGGCCAGCUGCCAGAGUCGCUGGGGGCACUCACUAACCUGGUUGCUCUCAACGUGGGAGCCAAUCAGCUCACAGGCAAGAUUCCAGCAACCUACUCCGCCCUCUCGCAAAUCGUGUACUUCAAGGCGUCGCGCAACCAGCUGGACGGCGCCCUUCCCGACUGGUUCGGCUCCUGGCCGCGACUCAUGGACCUAGAGCUCUUCAAGAAUGGCUUCACGGGCUCCAUCCCCGACUCGCUCGGCAACGUGCAGUCUCUCGUCGCGCUGUCACUGGACGAGAAUGCACUGUCGGGCUCGCUGCCUGCAUCGCUGGGAUUGCUGCCGCGCCUUGAAGCCCUCUAUGUGGUGUCCAACAACCUAGAAGGGCCCAUCCCGGAGUCCUUCAGGGGCAUGCAAAGCCUCAAGUACAUCGAUCUCAGCUUCAACCUGCAGCUCUCAGGCCCUCUCCCGGAUUUCCUUGGCGCCAUGCCUUCUCUCGAGUCCAUUGCCCUCGAGUCAUGUGGCUUCACCGGCCCCAUCCCACCCACCCUCGCAUCCCUCCCCAACCUCCGAGAGCUUUUCCUGGACCACAACGCGCUGCACGGCGCCCUGCCGCCCUCCCUAGCCACCCUCGCCGCGCUCACAGCGCUCUACCUCAACAGCAACCAGCUCUCGGGGGCGAUUCCCGAGGACCUGUGCGGGCUGGGGUCGCUGGGAGUGGUCAUGCUGGGACAUAAUGACCUGGAGGGGGGUAUUCCCGCGUGCCUCCUCGCGCUGCCCAACAUCACCACGCUGGACCUGUCGUCCAACCGCCUAUCAGGCCCCGUCCCACCCCUCCCUCCUGCCUCCUCCAUUGACUUUCGAACCGACAAACAGAAAGGUGCAGGGGCAGCGGCGCACUCACCCCCACCGUCACCUGUGCAGCAGCAGCAACAGCCCCCUCCGGUUCAACCUCCUCCAGUUGAACCCCCACCGGUUGAGCCGCCUCCCGCCCAGCCUCCCCCGGUGGAGGCUCCCCCCCAGGCCACAUAUGGCGGUGCGUGGGGUUGGUUGGCUGUGCUGGGUGGGGGACCAGGGAGGGAGGUGGGUGAAGGGCGAGGAAAGGAGGUGGGUGCGGCGGCGGAGAGGGAGGUGGUAGCAGCAAUGGCUGCUGCGGAUCAGGGCAGCAGCGCCGAUAGCACAAACACAUACGCACCGGCGACAGCAGCAGCGGGGUGGGGGUGGCUCAACUUCCUCCUGCUUGCUCUCGCCCUCGCAUCAGCCAUCACCAUUGCGGCUGCGUGUUUUGGAUACAUCACCCAGCGCAGACCCCCCUCCUCCUCCUCCCUUGAUGUUGCUCCGCCUCUCACCCUGCCUCCCCCACGCGUUGAAGAGUUGCCAGUGACGGAGUACGGCCUGUCAAAGAUAAAGCGCGCCACCAAGAACCUCACCACGCUGUACGGCAAGGGCAGCUUCGGCACCGUGUACCUGGCGCAGGACUUCCUGCCUGACCGUGCCAACCCGCACGUCAUCAUCAAGAGGGCGCACGACCCGGAGAAGAUGAGCGAGGAGCAGUUUAAGGAGAAGGUGGAUGAGCUGGCGAGGGCAAGGCACCGGUGUCUGGUGGCGCUGCUGGGGUACUGCAUGGGCAAGACGGAGCGCAUGCUCGUCUUUGAGUACAUGCCCUACGGCACUCUCUUCGACCGCCUGCACCGGUCAAACCUCGAUCCCAUGCCAUGGGAUGCACGCGUGCGCGUGGCAGUGAACGUGGCGUCUGCUCUGGCCUAUCUGCAUCACGGUGUGGACCCGCCUCUCACCCACCGCGCUGUCACCUCCUCCAAUGUGCUGCUCGGCGCCGACAUGACCGCCAAGCUCUCGGACUACGGGCUGGCGAGGGGCUGUGCAGCGCAGGCAGCAGACGACCUGGCAAGGCGGCGCCGAGCGCACCGCAGCUCACGCAGCCGCGGCACGAGCAUCGGCAGCACGGGGCAGCUGGACAACCUCCGAGGCGGCAGCAGUGGUGGCAGCAGCGGUGGCAGCAGUGGCGACUUGCUGGGCGGCGUGGGCGGACGGUCGUUUGGGAGUGGGAGGCGGGGGGGUGUGGGGGAGAGUGGGAGUGACACGGAUGGGGAGCAGGCGGUGCUGUCGCGGGAAAGCACGCCGCACUUCGCGAGGGAGAGAGAGAGGGAGAGCACACCGAUUCUAUCGCGGGAGAACACGAUUUCGAGUAUGGACGAGAGGAAGGCGGAUGUGUAUGGGUUCGGAGUGGUGCUGCUGGAGCUGAUCACGGGGCAGAAGGCCAUGCAGGACGUGCACAUCACCAACCUGGCGGCGCCCUUCCUAGAGGACGAUCAGAUGAUGCCCCUCAUGGCUGACAGCGCUCUUGCAGGUGUGCUCCCAUGCUCCUAUGCCCCCAUGCUUCCAUGCCCUCAUGCUUCCAUGCCCUCAUGCUCCUAUGCUCCCAUGCUCUCAUGCCCGGAUGCUCCCAUGCUCUCAUGCCCUUGUGCCCUUGUGCUCUCAUGCUCCCAUGCUCCUAUGCUCCUAUGCUCCCAUGCUCCCAUGCUCUCAUGCCCUUGUGCCCUUGUGCUCUCAUGCCCCUAUGCUCCCAUGCUCCCAUGCUCCCAUGCUCCCAUGCUCCCAUGCCCCCAUCCUCCCAUGCUCCCAUGCCCCCAUCCUCCCAUCCCCCCAUGCGCUACCCCCCCAGGCUACUUCAAUCAGGACGAGCUCAUCUCGCUGGCCUCCAUAGCACGGGACUGUGUGCACCAGGCGCCCUCGCAGCGCCCCUCCAUGCUCGACGUGCUGCAGGCCCUCGAGGACACGGUCGACGAAGACCUCCUCUCCUCCCUCCACGGCCCCUCCACUCGCCUCCUCUCCCCCGGCUCCACCGCCAGUGGCAUCACCAGCACCAGCAACGGGGACCGGUAUACUGCCUUGGCGAAUGACGGUGCUUUUGAUGAUGCUGCUGGGGGAGGGACGGGGAUGGGGGGAGGGGGAGCGGGGAAGCGGAGUGCUGGGUCGUCGUUCAUUGAUGUGAUUUCGGCGUCGUUCCGGAGACGAGGGGCUGGGGGGGAGAAGGGUGGGGCGAGGUGGGAGGGGAUGCAGAGGGGGGCGGGGCAAGGCCCGCCAUCGCCGAAUCGGUCGGGAAGGAGUGAUGCAUCGGAUGUGGAGAGCUCCUCCCUGCUCUAUAUCACCCCCAAGGGACACUGA